Molecule: messenger RNA, 761 nt
Organism: Blepharisma stoltei
Lineage: Eukaryota; Ciliophora; Heterotrichea; Heterotrichida; Blepharismidae
Source: the annotation of a GenBank genome assembly
AUGCAGAGAUAUGACAAUAUGACCAUAAAAGAUAAUUAUAAUAAUCAAAAAAUAUCUGCAAUAUAUAACCCAAGCCUACUCUUGGCUUGGGCUAUCAAGACAUCUCCAGACGCUGGAAGGAUAAUUAGUUCUAUUAACAUUGUUGGUAAAACCAACUCAUCAGAUGGCAAAUCUUCAAUAUAGAGUACUUUUAUUUAGAUGAAGGAUGGCAGAUUUAAUUCAUCCUCUUUUCCGACCAAUAUGCAAGAUAAACUUGAUAUUGGUCUUGGAGAAGACAGAAUUAUCUACGGCUUUUCCUCUAGAACCUAUUUUUUACCAGAGCUUGAAGAACAAAGAUUUUUCGAAUUGUCAGUGGAAUUCUAUCUGUCAAAAUUUGUCAACAACUGCGACCAGAAAAAGAAGAUGGAACUCUUAUCAGCGUUUUGUAUUUCGAUUAACCAAAACUACCCCCCUGGAUCAAUACUAAGAUGUCACAGACUUACAUCCGGUGAUGCAAUCUGAUCACCAAAGAAAAAUCUAUACAAAUAGAAUUAUUGAAUCAAAUAGUGUAUAACCUUAAAUACAAAGGAAGAAACAUUAUCAUUCCGGCUGGACUCUUGUGACUAGGCUGCAAAAUCAAUUUCUGCAGAUACCGAAUUAAUUUUACAUUACCCCCAGAAACAAUUACCUAUUCAAAUUGAAUCCUAAAAGACCUUUUUAAAAACCGCUUCAGAAAAUUUUUGGAUUCGUCAAUACAAACACAAGCACAUACAAUUGAUUAA